GGGAAGAACCAAUAUGGCGACGGCACUGUAUUUAGAACAGUAUCUUGACAGUCUGGAAAAUCUACCUUAUGAGUUACAGAGAAAUUUCACAUUGAUGAGAGAUCUAGACCAAAGAACACAAGAUAUAUUAAAACAAAUAGAUAAUCUAGCAGAUGAAUAUAUAAAGAAUGUUCGGGACAUGCCAAGGGAGAAGCGGGCGGAUCACCUCAGGAACAUCCAGAAUUUAUUUAAUAAAAGUCGAGAAUUCGGAGAUGAUAAAGUACAGCUUGCAAUGCAGACCUAUGAAAUGGUUGACAAACACAUACGAAGACUGGAUGCAGAUUUGGCUAGGUUUGAACAGGAACUGAAAGAAAAAAAUUUAGAACAGAAAAACAGUGACUAUGACAGUGGUGGAGCAUCAUCAAGAGACAAAAAAUCCAGGUCAAGUAAAAAGGGUGGCAAAGACAAAUCACAAUCAGGACGGAAAAACAAAAGGAAAUCAUCAGAUGACGAAACACCAAAAUCAUCGCGGAAAAAGAUGAAGUCAACUGUACAAACAGAGACAGUAACGCCGAUAUUGAUGUUGCCGUCUGUCAUCCAUGCCCCAUCAGAUGUACUAGAUAUGCCUGUUGAUCCUAAUGAACCCACGUACUGUCUGUGUCAUCAAGUAUCAUACGGUGAAAUGAUAGGCUGUGAUAACCCUGAUUGUCCGAUUGAGUGGUUUCAUUUUGCAUGUGUUGGACUUACAAGUAAACCUAAAGGAAAAUGGUAUUGUCCAAAGUGCACACAAGAACGAAAGAAGAAAUAGCAUUAGAAGAAACUUGGAUAUUUUAUUACCCCUAAAGAGAAAAGAUUUUACAUUUUAGAAGGCAUUCCCCUAACAGGAAUUUUAUCUCCUAAGAAUCUAUUUUUAUAGUUGAUUUACACAGAUAUGACAACUUUGAAAUAUCAUUCCUGUUGAAAAUCACAAGUACACCUGUAAAUAGCAAGUUAUGCUCGGGUUUUACGAGCUCUGUUGUGAUAUGUAUUCACCUAUCAACGUUAUGUGCUAUCCUGACAUUUGUUUCUACCCACAAACGUCACACAUCCUGGCACCACCCACUGUGGAGUAGUAGGCAUUAUGUUUGACCCAGAAAGGUCUCCCAUUUCGGUUAUUCUGAGAGGGACUAUUAGUGGGAAUUUCUCAAUUUAUCCUUCAAAAUACAGUUCACCACUGCAACAAGCAAGGUAUAAAAAUUGUUCUGUUGUACAACAUGCAAGGAGUCAACAACCACUGUUGAUUAGACAUUGCAGCACCUUUGGGGCAAUACAUGACAAGUAUUCCUACUGUGAGCUCAUACAAAAAUGACACUUUGGUCAGUUAUAACUCCCCUCCCAAAUUUUAGCAUUGACAUUUUGCAAAUAUAAAAAUCUCAUGAUCAUACCAAAAUAUUAAAGCUUUUAUGGGUGAAAGGCUGUAAUAUGGGGAUGACAUUAAAUGGGUCGAUGAGUUGUACUAAAAAGGUCAGUGGGAAUAAUUAAGAAUGUCGCGAAUAAUAGAACACAUUAUUGGAGAUUGGAGAGGCAGGGGUGCUUUUAGUUCUUUGUUCAGAUUGUGAAAAUAUUUGAACUGAAGUUUUGGCGAGAAAAAAUAUCUGGCAAUCGAAGGGUUAAUGCACUGGUACUCUUUGAUAGCAGAAUGUUAUCCACAAGUCGCUGCUAUUAUUGUUUGCAGCUCAGUCUCACCAACACAUAUUUUAUAGUUAGCAAAGGCUAUUUGAUACUUCACCAAAUCACUGCAAUGACAAUUGAAACAGGCACCUGGCUAUCUGUGUGAUUAAAUCCCAUUGUCACUUUUGCUUGGCGAAUCAACCCUUGGCCUUGUCAACAAAACAAAUCUGUUGCAAUCUUAAAACUGCACACAUUCAGUGAGCAAAACAGAUUGAUAUCUUUUUGGUCAUGUACGUACAUUUAUGUCUUAAAACCUUUUAAAGAAUUUUAAAUUUGUUAGACACUGGGAGACUUUUUCAUUAAAGAAAAUGUUGGCAAAAGUGUGUUACUGUAGAAUACUUUAUUUUCGCUUGAAAUUUAUUUUUGCUUCAGUGAAAAUAAAAUCCAGCGAAUAUACUUUUUUUCCUAUAUUUCACAUUCAACUCAUCAAAAAUCAGUGAAAAUAUAUUCCAAACAAAACAUCAUAAAGCCUUUCAGCGAAAAUUAAUUCCAGCUAAAAUAAAGCAUUCUACAGUAUUAUAUGGGCUCUGAGGGCAAAAAAUACU
Molecule: messenger RNA, 2234 nt
Organism: Saccoglossus kowalevskii
Lineage: Eukaryota; Metazoa; Hemichordata; Enteropneusta; Harrimaniidae
Product: inhibitor of growth protein 4-like
Biological process (GO): regulation of DNA-templated transcription
Cellular component (GO): nucleus
Source: RefSeq, a predicted model, not a curated record